Acanthaster planci (crown-of-thorns starfish) is the source of this 5279-nucleotide messenger RNA. It is a transcript of the gene nagk, whose product is annotated as N-acetylglucosamine kinase. NCBI's taxonomy places the organism in Eukaryota, Metazoa, Echinodermata, Asteroidea, Valvatida, Acanthasteridae. The record is from RefSeq and is a predicted model, not a curated record. Gene Ontology annotation, molecular function: N-acetylglucosamine kinase activity.
ACAGUGCAUGUACUGUACAUGUACGUACGGUUGGUACUGCAUGCUUCGGUGUAACUGGACUAGUGUCAACGAAGCGGGGAUCAUUCUGACAAGUAGGGCCUUUGAAGAGUUUGCUUGUUUUUCCUCUCUUGUGAAGUGGUGAAAGACGUUAGACAAUGGGAGAUAUGGAUGCAGUAUAUGGUGGAAUCGAAGGUGGAGCCACUCAUUCCAAGAUGGUUCUUAUGAAAGGUGAUGGCUCCAUUCUAGCUUGGUCAGAUGGACCCAGCACAAAUCACUGGUUGAUAGGAGUAGAUCAGUGUUUAGUUAACAUCAACGAGAUGGCUGUGAAAGCUAAGACAGAAGCUGGACUGGAUAUCAACAAGCCCCUUCAGUCAUUGGGUUUGUCACUCAGUGGGGGAGAACAAGAGGCCGGCAAACGACGAGUUAUUGAUGGAAUGAAAAGCAACUUCCCAAAUGUCAGUGAAGCAUAUCACAUGUGCACAGACACCUUUGGGGCCAUAGCCACAGCAUGUGAGGCUGGUGGUAUUGUACUAAUUAGUGGGACAGGUUCUAACUGUCAGUUGAUCAAUCCAAAUGGUAAGAACCAUGGAUGUGGAGGCUGGGGUCAUCAGAUUGGUGAUGAAGGCAGUGCUUACUGGAUCUCUGCCAAAGCAGUCAAGACUGUCUUGGAUCAUGAGGACAACCUGGUGGAUCCUCCACACGAUGUUACAUAUGUCAAGAAAGCCAUCCAUAGCUUCUUUGGGGUUUCAGAAAGUUUUGGCCUUUUGGAUCACCUCUACACCAACUUCAACAAACCCAAGUUUUCCAAGUUCUGCAUAGUCCUGGCCCAAGGGGCGUCGGAAGCAAAAGACCCACUGUGCAUAUGGUUAUUCCGAGAAGCUGGCUGGCAACUCGGCCGCCAUAUUCUUGCUGUUGCACCCAAGAUUGACAAGACACUACUGAAUGGGCCAAAUGGCCUGAUGGUUGUCUGUGUUGGCUCUGUCUGGAAAAGCUGGGAACUCCUCAAAGAAGGGUUCCUGGAAGGCUUGAAACCCCGUCAUGAGAGAGACAUAGAGAUCAAGCAUUUGACAUUAGUGAGUCUUCUGCAGUCUUCUGCCAUAGGAGCUGCCAGGCUUGGUGCCAAAUCUGUGCAGUUUACCUUGCCUGUGGACUUCAAAGCCAAUGUCAACAAGUUCUUCUCCUACAACCCGUAGAGUCUUCAACUGUAGCCAGUACUAUUUGACAUGAUGGAGGUAUCACUAUAUUAUAACUGGGUAGGGAUUGUAAGGCAUAUCAUAUUGGUAAUGUCUCAAAACCUGGAGAGCUCUUGUUCUAUUUGGAAUGUCCCUUUUGCCAAAAUAUUUCUUAAAAUUUGUUUUAAAAAGCAUGGCAUAAUUCACAUUGUCCAUGAUGUUUUGCUUGGCAUUGACCCUUCAGUACCCUUCAAAUUUUGCCAUUCUACUUUUGUCCUCAGAGGUGAUCACUCACAGCGUAAUUAUACACAGUAAUCCUCUGUUAGGCUUCUUCCUUGCCCAUCAAAGCAUAUGUUAAUGUGAUAACUUCAGGGAAAACAGCUGGACUGUCUGCUGAGCACCUACAACUUCACAUCUGGUUGACCUUUUGCAACCAUCCCAUGAAAGUCUGUAAUGUACAAGCAUUGUGGCCUUUCAAACCCCUUUCACUGAAGGAUUUUCAUUAACAAAGGGUGAACUGUGGUUCUGUUGAUAACUGAUCUUCAGUGGAAGCAGGUUAUGAAGUUUUCUGUUAUUUAAAACAGAGUUCAUCCCUUGAGGCCAACCUUGCAUUCCAUUGUACAAAGAGAUAUGGAACAUAAAAUUAUCAACAAAUUGUUCAUGCAUUUCCCAGUUUACAUACACAACGUGCUGCGUCUGCUUUUUAUUUUAUUUUGUUUCUGGACUUUGUUCUGCCAUUUUCAGUUGCUAUCAACUACUUACAGCAAAAAGUGAUUUUUUUUAAUUCCUCCAUAUUAAAUACACAUUCUUAUGGUUCAUACAAAGAUCAUUGUCUGUAUUUGUAUGUCUCCAAAAGGAACAAGCAAGCUGUUUUUGAGAAAGCCUGUCAUCCAAAUACACCAGUAUUCCCAUUUUAGAAUAUGCAGCAUUUUCAAGUUGAUCCCUGUGGAAGUAUGGUGUGCAUGUAUUCCAAUAUUCAGAUGACAUUUACACUUGAACAUUUGAGUCGUUUGAACUCUUGAGAUGGAGGUCCCUAUGUGUUAUCCAGUUAAAGAAGCGAUUGGCAAGUGAAGAGCUACGUGUCUUAGUAUUGUCCUAAUCUGUAAUUCCAAAAGUUAGCCAGGAUAACAUUCUUGCUGUGCAAACUACUGCUUGUCUUGUACUACUGUGCUCCUUGCUACAAUCUGUGUGCUAGCUAAAUCCAAAUAGUCAAUAUGCGUAUAUACAAUGUGUUGUCCAGUUUGAAUGCAGUGUAUAGAAGAGGUGAGGUAUUUUCUGCAUGCAAGUGGCAAAGAGUUCUAAACCAUCACUGACUGGUUGGAAGCGAUAUGAUAUCCUUUAUUGUUAUACCUUAGUCUUGAAUAUUGUGUAGCAUAUCCCUCCACACUCCCCCCAAGAAUGCAUUCCAGGUGUAACAUCCAUUUUCUCCCAAAGUAACCGUCAGAAAUCACUGAUUUGGUAUCAAACUUAUGCUUGCAGUGUGUAUACAUACACUGAAUGUUUCAUUUGAAGCUUAUGUUUGGUUCUGGAGGAAUUUCCAAUCAUGUAACACAACUCAUUUUUGUUCUGUCCAAUGGAAGUUUAUCCAGUUAAUCUUUAAGGUGUACAUGUAUACCAUUAAUGAAUUCAGUUCCUAAAUUAUCACACAACACUUUUGUUUCUUUGGCAUUUCUUUCUAGUUCUACACUUCGUGAAACUGAUUCUCAUUUCAGAAGAGAGUGGUUGUUUCAUUAAUUGUUCAGUCAGUUUGUUUCCGAGAAAAAUUUCCAUUCUAAGCUUCAGUUUGACAUCAACAAGAACAAUUUCUUACCAUUAUUUUGGGCGAAAGUAAAUGUUCCUUUAAGUUGCAUUUUUGGGGGCCGUGCUGAAGUUUCAUUGGCCCAUAACAAUCAGGUGGCCAUCGAUGAAAACGCAUAUUACCGUCAUCCCUCUGUAGAUCACGUCAUAAUAUCAAAUACUAGUCCAUGCCUCACAAGUCCAAACCAGACUUCUGGUUGUCAUUGGUACCAGAGUUACUUUCACCCAUAGAGUUGAUCAUAAUCAACUGUAUUGGUGCUGCAGAUUGGGAUUCCUAUGAUAUGAUCAACUGUUGGUGAAGUGCUUUCACUGGUUUUCUUCAGCAGAUUCUUAUAUUUUUUUAUCUUUCGCCCGGGAUGCUAUAAGGCCUGUGGGUAUUAAAGCAUCAUAUCACACAUUACAACAGCCAAGAAUUAUCAUGCAGUUUAAUUAAUAAGAUCUCAUGUCUUGUUUGUUAAGUCAACCUGUCUUUUGAAUUGAGGCAUGAUACAAAUCCUCACAUAUCUUUUGCGCAACUGACCCCGGGCAUCAAUUUUCAACAUUUUAAUUGAUGGCUUUGCUCUUACCUGCUCCAAAAGCCAACUUGUCUUGGAAUCCAACCACGUUUCUCUUUCACAGACAACUUUGGGCUUGUAAUUUCUAUACACACAGAAAGACCCCCCCCACCUGGCCAAAGCAUUGUGACAAUAUUGUGACAAUUGCCAAGCAGAAAUAUUUGUUAAGGGUCAGUUUUUUAAACAACAGUGGUGCUUCCAUUGAACGGUUUCUUAAAUAUGUGUAGUGAUCAUGUGCACAGAUUUCUCUGCAUGGGAGUACAUACUAUACAUGUAAAACACACGAAUUUCAUUUAUGCACUUACUACACUUACUACUUAUGUUGGUAUCAGCAGGAAUGUUACUGUGAAAAUUAUAAAUUUGAAGUCUGUGGCUUGUUACGAGUUUCAGUGUUAUCUUCUGAUUUGAUUUGAUUUGAUUGUUAGUUUCAGGGAAUAAUAUACCUGGUUUUACUCAGUCAUGAUCUGCUUCUGAGGAGUACUGCUAUGGUAAGACCAGUGGUGUAAGAUUAUGAACUUGGGAAGGACGUGAAUGUUAGAGUUUGUAAUACAGGGAUGCUGAUUGACAUUAUGUAAGAGAUCAUUGUCAUUCAUGAUGAAACGUGAUAACCACAAAUUCCAAAGAAUUUGCUAUGUUCAGAUGGCAGUCUUAAAAUGCCAUCAUAUCAUGAGAUUGGAAACUUUUCUGUUGAUCUACUGUAAAAUGAAAUGAGAGUCUUCUUUUAAAGUGAAUAAUGUCUUUCAGUACACGUAUUUAUACAGUUAGAAGGAUGAUGCUUUCAUAUAAGGGAGAGGUUUGAUUUUUAAUGUUUUGAUACAAGUUGUCUGUGAGUUCUUCAAGACAGUGAUUACUAUGUACAACUCAGACGCAGCAUCUGUCUGUAAUUGGAAGUCUGGGUUAGAAGCUUGCUGCAGGGAUUGCUUUGCCCUUUUCCCUUGGCAAGGUUAAUUGCUGUGACAUCUGUCCACAUAGCUCCAGGUGGGCAGCUGUGACUGCUUUGUGAGACUUACUGGCAUCAAAUAACAAAGGUUGGGCCAAGUGAGCUGUGUAUGGAAACAAUAAAUUACAAAAAUGCUUGCAAUAGAACAAAGAUGAAUGAUUCUGAAGUACAGUGGCACUGUAAGUGAAAGGUAUUGAAUGUCAGAUUACACAUUGUUUACUUUGUAUUAUUUUCUACUAACAUUGUGAUGAAUUUCAAUUCUGGUUUCAAGUGAUAUAUGUAUAUUCCGUUGUAUUAUACUGCAAAAAAAAAAAUGACCAAGAGGUAAUUGAUAUUCAAGCCCAUGCUAUAUUAUGUAUGCAGUAUUUAGCAUUUUGAUGAGUAUGCAGACAUUCUGUGUUUCAUGUAAUCAUUGUUGAUCAUUGCUGAGAUCACUCAAAUUGCCUGGUAAUACCAGAAGCAAUUUUUGGGGGUCCAGACUUGAAUGAAAUCUAUUCAGUUUAGUUUUAGCUUCAUAACAAUAUGAAAGUGUAUGGACAUGUCUUCAUGCACCUCACCGACUCUGAGCAUUCCUACCAGGAUGCAUGAAAAAGUCAACCAUAGUAUGGAAUAUUUCAGGCUUUGAUGUUGACAGCAUGUAUGACAGGUCAGAGGUCAUGACCAGUUGUGGGCAAGUGGGGUUUUAGAGCUAUGAAGUGACUGGUAUAGCUUUUGUGACAGUAUUAAGAUGUUAUGCCAAGUUUUGAAGCCAAAUACAUUUUUAAACAGAAGUAAGGUAACUAUAUCUGACGAGUAAUGAAUCCAAAAUUCAGAUCA